Sorghum bicolor (sorghum) is the source of this 1131-nucleotide messenger RNA. RefSeq names its product BTB/POZ and MATH domain-containing protein 1. The record is from RefSeq and is a predicted model, not a curated record. Lineage: Eukaryota; Viridiplantae; Streptophyta; Magnoliopsida; Poales; Poaceae. Bases 1 to 1131 code for a protein of 376 amino acids. Gene Ontology annotation, molecular function: protein binding. Gene Ontology annotation, biological process: protein ubiquitination. The transcript has a single exon.
AUGUUGGCCACGUCGUCCGCCUCCGACCGCGGCAAGCCGUCGCGGUCGUCGUCGGCCAUCGUUGCCGACAUGGCGAGCGGGUACCACGACCUCCAGAUCGACUCCCGCUUGCUGGACGCGACGAGCGUUCCCCAUGGAGAGUCCGUCUUGUCGUGCGCUUUCACCGUGGGCGGCCAUACCUGGCGCAUGAUGUGCUACCCUAACGGCAGCCGCUCUGCUGCUGGUGGGUACGUCUCCAUGUUCCUGAGACUCGACGAGGAGGUCGCGAAGCCGGUGCCUGCGCAGGUAGAGUUCAGCGUCAUGGCGGAGAAGCGCGCCCUCUUCCUCGUCAGGAGCAAGAAGAAGAAGGUUCCGAGCACCAAAAAGGAAUUUGUCACAACAAGCGACUUCGCCAGCCGGCGUCACAAUGUGGGGUACCCCAACUUCGCGAAAAGGGAAGAUUUGCUCAAGAUGGUGCGGCGUCAGGACGAUCCUCUCACAAUCAGGUGCCACAUCGUCGUCUUCAACGGGCACCGCGCGGUGCAGCAAUUUCCAAAGCAGCAGGCUGCAGCGUCUGCAGUCCACGUGCCCCCGUCCAACCUGCACACGCACCUCGGCGACCUCCUCUCCAGCAAAAGGGGCGCCGACGUGGUGUUCGAGGUCGGCGGCGAGACGUACCCCGCGCAUCGGUGCGUGCUCGCCGCCCGAUCACCGGUCUUCGCCGUGGAGCUCUUCAGCUCGAUGCGGGAGAGCGACGCCGCCGCAGGCGGUGUGGUCCACAUAGACGACAUGGAGCCGCAGGUGUUCCAGGCUCUGCUCCACUUCGCGUACACCGACACGCUGCCGGAGAUGAGGACGCCGGAGGAAGGCGUGUUGUGCCAGCACCUGCUUGUGGCGGCGGACAGGUACGACAUGGAGAGGCUCAAGCUCAUAUGUGAGGAUAAGCUGUGCAGGUACAUCGACGUGGGCACGGCGGCGAUCGUCCUGACGCUGGCCGAGCAGCACCGCUGCCAUUGCCUGAAGAAGGCGUGCAUCGAUUUCAUCAGUGCUCCAGCAAAUCUCAAGGCAGUGGUUGCAAGCGAUGGCUUUGAGCAUCUAAGCUCGAGCUGCCCCUCCAUCACCAAGGAUCUGCUUGCCAUGCAUGCAUCGUAG